Molecule: messenger RNA, 267 nt
Organism: Phytophthora infestans T30-4
Lineage: Eukaryota; Oomycota; Peronosporomycetes; Peronosporales; Peronosporaceae
Product: acyl-CoA dehydrogenase, putative
Exons: 1
Coding region: 1-267 (88 amino acids)
Molecular function (GO): oxidoreductase activity, acting on the CH-CH group of donors
Source: RefSeq, a predicted model, not a curated record
AUGGGCAAGCACACGGAGCGAGCCAAGGAGAGUCCAUUCAAGCAGCAGUCGAUGAUCCUCGUGCCUAUGGACACACCAGGCGUGCAGGUCGUGAAGCCCAUGCAUGUCUUUGGCUACGACGACGCACCGCACGGACACAUGGAUAUGCUGUUCAAGGACGUGCGUGUGCCGUUCAGCAACGUGUUGCUCGGUGAAGGUCGCGGCUUUGAGAUCGCUCAGGAUCGUCUUGGACCUGGCCGUAUCCACCACUGUAUGCGAGCCAUCUGA